This is a messenger RNA of Pan troglodytes (chimpanzee), 2339 nucleotides long. RefSeq names its product TATA-box binding protein associated factor 7 like (gene TAF7L). Gene Ontology annotation, biological process: transcription initiation at RNA polymerase II promoter; RNA polymerase II preinitiation complex assembly. Bases 35 to 1510 code for a protein of 491 amino acids. Lineage: Eukaryota; Metazoa; Chordata; Mammalia; Primates; Hominidae. Gene Ontology annotation, molecular function: RNA polymerase II general transcription initiation factor activity. The record is from RefSeq and is a predicted model, not a curated record. Gene Ontology annotation, cellular component: transcription factor TFIID complex. The transcript is spliced from 14 exons.
AGGAAGCCAUUUUACAACCCCAACGAGGUGGGCCAUGGAGUGCCCCGAGGGACAGCUCCCCAUUUCUUCAGAAAAUGAUUCAACACCAACAGUUUCAACAUCGGAAGUAACUAGCCAACAAGAACCCCAAAUUCCUGUCGACCGUAGGUCUGAAACCACCUAUGAAAGCAGCGCCGACAUUGCUGGCGACCAAGGCACCCAGAUUCCUGCCGACGAGGACGCUCAAACGGAUGCGGACAGCAGCGCCCAGGCUGCUGCCCAGGCCCCAGAAAACUUCCAGGAAGGGAAAGGUUCCGCGCGGGAGCCCACGCGCGGUUCGUCCGGAACCCACAGACCAGAGACGCAGGUCCCAGCCUUUUCGGUGUCGGCGCCAGUUCCCGGAGGAGCGGACAUGAGUGAAAGCCAGGAUGAAGUUCCUGAUGAAGUUGAGAACCAGUUUAUAUUGCGUCUGCCUCUGGAACAUGCUUGUACUGUCAGGAACCUAGCACGUUCUCAAAGUGUCAAGAGGAAGGAUAAACUAAAAAUUGACUUAUUGCCUGAUGGGCGCCAUGCAGUUGUUGAAGUAGAAGAUGUCCCACUAGCUGCUAAGCUGGUUGACUUGCCUUGUGUUAUUGAAAGCCUGAGAACGCUUGAUAAAAAAACCUUUUAUAAAACAGCAGACAUUUCUCAGAUGCUUGUGUGCACUGCUGAUGGUGAUAUCCACCUUUCUCCAGAAGAACCAGCUGCCUCUACUGAUCCUAAUAUAGUCAGGAAAAAAGAAAGGGGGAGAGAGGAAAAAUGUGUCUGGAAGCAUGGCAUUACGCCACCACUUAAGAAUGUCAGAAAGAAAAGGUUCCGGAAAACACAAAAAAAGGUCCCUGAUGUCAAAGAAAUGGAAAAAAGCAGCUUUACUAAGUACAUUGAAUCUCCAGACGUGGAAAAUGAAGUAAAGAGACUGCUGCGUUCGGAUGCUGAAGCCGUAAGUACCCGUUGGGAAGUCAUUGCUGAAGAUGGAACCAAGGAAAUAGAAAGUCAAGGCUCCAUCCCAGGAUUUGUGAUAUCCUCGGGAAUGAGCAGCCACAAGCAGGGUCAUACCUCGUCAGUAGAAUAUGAUAUGCUUCGGGAGAUGUUCAGUGAUUCUAGAAGUAACAAUGAUGAUGAGGAUGAGGAUGAUGAAGAUGAGGAUGAGGAUGAAGAUAAAGACAAAGAAGAGGAGGAGGAAGAUUGUUCUGAAGAGUAUCUGGAAAGGCAGCUGCAGGCCGAGUUUAUUGAAUCUGGCCAGUAUAGGGCAAAUGAAGGUACCAGUUCAAUAGUCACGGAAAUUCAGAAGCAGAUUGAGAAAAAGGAGAAAAAGCUCCAUAAGAUUCAGAAUAAAGCACAAAGACAGAAGGAUCUCAUCAUGAAAGUGGAAAACCUGACACUCAAGAAUCAUUUUCAGUCUGUGCUGGAGCAGCUUGAGUUACAGGAAAAACAAAAAAAUGAGAAGCUCAUUUCCCUACAGGAACAGUUGCAGCGUUUUCUGAAGAAGUGAGGAGAGCCAUUGGCGUGGCCCACAAACCUUGGAUUCACCAUCCAGACUGCAGAUUGGAUGAAACUGUGCAUGUUUUUGUCCCUUCAGUUGCCUUAUGUUGAAUCAGUUAUAUUUAUCUGUACCUUCUUUGCUACUUAAAAUAUGCUCACAGUUUGUAGUCAUGUAGAAAAGGCCAGUAUAAAAAUGUAGUAGACUUAAGAGACCCCACUCGACCAUGAGACUUUCUCUUUGUCAAUUUGGGAAUUAUUAUUAUUAAUUUAGAAAUGGGGUCUUGUUAUGUUGCCCAGGCUGAAUUCAGACUCCUGGGCUUAAGGGAUCCUUCCGCCUCAGCCUCCUGAGUAGCUGGGACUACAGUUUUAGCUACAUAUGUUUUAGCUUUUCUUUUGGUUUUUAGUAUUUCCUAAAACAUAGGGGAAAAAACGAGGUCAUUUCUACUAAGCACUAGGACCUGCCAUAGUGAGUUUAAGUGCCUACCUUGCAGCAGUUAAUACUAGAUUGUGUUCUGUCUCUGUUCAGGUAACAGGACUGCAUUCCUGCUCAAGGAUGAUUUCUUGCUGCUGCUUAUGUUCUGUUGUUUUUAGGAUGGAGCUGGUUGUUAUUCACCAACUAAGGGAACAGUUAGAGCAGAGAUGAAGAAAUUAUGAACUGUUAUCCUUAUUCUGAGCCUUCUCCUCCUAACCCUCAUCAGUUAAGGUUAGGAAGAACAAGAUGCCAUAAUGCCUAUGAAGACUUCUUUAACAAUCUUGUUUGGGUUUUUUUCUAGGUAUAUUAUUAGUGUUUUAUGGUCUAUGUUCUUUAAGCAAUAAAUAAAUUGUUCAUUUUAAAUGGA